UGCUCCCGUUGGUGCGAUCCAUAAUAACACGCCAUAGCUCCCUGCUCCCUGGUAUUAUUACGGUUGCUUUGUCAGCAGCCACAACAAUAAAGGAAACCACAAUACUCUCGAGUAUAAAAGAUCAUUGAGAUGAUUGAGGUUGACGACUCUUUGAAAGUGUGCCUGGUGACGAUAUUGCUGGCGACAGCAAUUUCAGUGCACAAUGUUGGAUUGGUCAAGCUAGUAUCUGCUGUCAUCGGCAGGCUCCAAGUGAAGCGUCUGAUCAGCCAGCAGCAACCAAUAAGUAGUGAUGCUGAUUCCGACAAUAAGGAUGCGUCUGUCAGUGGAAUCUUUGUGUAUCCAGUCAAGUCUUUGCGAGCCGUCUCUUUGGACGAAGCAAGGAUUGAUGACAAUGGCAUUGUGGGGGAUCGACGAUUCAUGUUGGUCAUGCCACGACCUGUACCUCUCUUGGGAUCGUUUCGACCGGGAGAACCUACAUUUCAAUUUGUGACGCAACGACAAGUGCCCAAGCUGGCCACCAUUGUGGCGACACUGUCUGCAGAUUGCCUGACAUUGUCGUCCAGUGAUGAUGGUCAAAAAAAGGUAUCCGUCCAACUGAAUAUUGACGAGAAAGAGCGACCAUCCUAUAAAGCUAGAAUAUGGGACGACGUGACCACCGUGACGGACAUGGGGGAUGAUGCCGCCAAUUUCGUAGCGGGCGUCGUGGCCAAGGAUUCCGAUGCUCCUCCCAACGCCGCCAACGUGAGAUUGGUAUCCAUGUCGGCUGAAAAUCGACGAGAAACAGACGACAAGUACACACCGAAUGCGGCUCUUUCAUGGACCGGGGCAGCGCCCAAGGUGGGAUUGACCGAUGGGUUUCCCAUUUUGAUUGCCAAUACGGCAUCGCUCGAGGAACUCAACCGACGACUGGCCAAAAAGGGCAAGGAACCUAUACCCAUGAGUCGGUUCCGUCCCAAUAUUGUCGUGUCGGGUGCCAAACCGUUUGAAGAAGAUACCUGGAAAGUUAUUUCCAUUGGUGAUGGAGUGCUCCUUCACAUUGUCAAGGGAUGCCCACGGUGCAAGCAAUCUUGUACGGAUCAACAAACUGGGAAGGUAUCCGAGGAACCAUUGGAGACACUGGCGGAAUUUCGAGCACUGGGCCCUGUCAAGGAAAAUGUCUAUUUUGCACAAAAUGCCAUUGCCCAUACUGUGAGAGGCACGCUUUCUGUUGGAGCAAAAGUGCAUGUCUUGGAACGAGGGGAGCCUACUUGGGACUCGUCGUAA
Molecule: messenger RNA, 1263 nt
Organism: Seminavis robusta
Lineage: Eukaryota; Bacillariophyta; Bacillariophyceae; Naviculales; Naviculaceae
Source: the annotation of a GenBank genome assembly